AUGAGUAAUUCAGGGAUCUUCGUCAUCUUUACUGUAUUUCUAAUUUAUGCUUAUAAAGCAGAUGAUUGUGGAAAUGGUGAAUACUGUGAUGUUGGCAAUACAUUCUUACAUUCAACAUAUUGUUGCAAGGAUUCUUCUGGUAAACAAGCAUGUUGUAAAGAUUUCCGUUGGUGGCCACUUACCGUCACAAUUUGUGCUGUCGUCUUGGUACUUAUUAUAAUUUUCUUCUGUCUAUGUUGUUGCGGUUGUUAUGGUUGUUUAUUUGAUAUUUUAUGUUGUUGUUGUGGAGAUUAG
Schistosoma rodhaini is the source of this 294-nucleotide messenger RNA. Lineage: Eukaryota; Metazoa; Platyhelminthes; Trematoda; Strigeidida; Schistosomatidae. The record is from the annotation of a GenBank genome assembly.